Messenger RNA from Lingula anatina, 2031 nucleotides. Its product is annotated as pre-piRNA 3'-exonuclease trimmer. Gene Ontology annotation, molecular function: 3'-5'-RNA exonuclease activity; RNA binding. The record is from RefSeq and is a predicted model, not a curated record. Gene Ontology annotation, biological process: siRNA 3'-end processing; nuclear-transcribed mRNA poly(A) tail shortening; priRNA 3'-end processing. Lineage: Eukaryota; Metazoa; Brachiopoda; Lingulata; Lingulida; Lingulidae. Gene Ontology annotation, cellular component: nucleus; endoplasmic reticulum.
AUCCACCAAGAAGUACUAGUUAAACAUGCUGGUCGCUGUCACUGCAGGUAGUUUCUAGAGCUAGAAGUAAAAUUACAGUGAAAAUGUGUGAUGUACUGAGGUCAAAUUUUGAAGACGAGUUCCCUCGGAUAGAAGAAGCUAUAAAUAGAGCGAAAUUUAUAGCUAUUGACUCUGAAUUUACAGGCCUGAGAAUCAACAACAAAGUCAGACCAAGUCUGUUUGAUGAUGGAGCACAACGCUAUGGUCAAUUAAAGAGUGGUGUCAGUCAAUUCCAGAUAUGUCAGUUUGGAGUGUCUGCAUUUGUCAAAGAAGAAAAUGAAAACAAGUAUACAGCUUAUACAUUCAACUUCCACAUUUUUCCUUCUUCAUUUGGACCAAUUGACCCAAGGUUCAUGUGUCAGGUGUCGAGUUUAGAAUUCUUGUGUACAUUCAAUUUUGACUUUAAUAAGUUCAUAUAUGAAGGUGUGCCGUUUCUAAACAGGAUGCAAGAGCAACAACUAAGGAGUAUUCUUAGAAACCAAUCACUAUUUGAUGGACAGGAACGAGAUGUGGAUGAAGAUGCUCUGCAGAAGGCAUGUUCUGAGGUUGCAGAGUGGGUGGUAGAAGCAAAAGAUGGAGACACCAAACUCAUAAAUAGGCCAAAAAGAGUUGCAGAUUUUAUUUUGCAUGAAGAAUUACUUCAGCGGUUUGACAACAUAUGGCCAGAGAGACAAGCCCAGCUGAAUCCUGUGAUAUUAGUAACAAAAGUACCAGUGGGACAAAGGAAAAAGCUAGAAGACAUGAAUGAAAAUUCACAAGAGUACCAAGAGGAAAGAAUGGUUAAUUUAUUAAAGGGUUUCUCUCGAGUGAUUGAUCUUAUAUCAAACUCUAAAAAGCCACUCAUAGGACACAACAUGCUUUUAGACUUAAUGCUCAUCCAUGAUAAGUUUUACCUACCUUUGCCUGAUGAUUAUCUUACUUUCAAGAAGAAUAUUCAUCAACUUUUCCCUUGUAUCAUAGACACAAAGCAUUUUUCUUCAGAAAUACGAAAGUCUGUUGAGGAUAGUGGUUUAUUAAAAAGCACAAGUUUAGGAACGUUGUAUGAAGAAAUGGAUAGUGAUUUGGGAAAAGGAAUAGUUCUGUGUCAACCUGCCAUUCACCAUGCACCAGGAUACAGGAAAUAUGUCGACGGGACUGCCUACCAUGAAGCAGGAUUUGACUCCUUUGCUGCAGGAUAUGUUUUUCUACGGAUGUGCCACAUGCAUUCACUAUAUGGACUUUCGUCCAUGCAGGCUGCCCCUCUAGAAUUCAGUCAUUACAUGACCAAGACCAAACCUUUCCACAAUAAUAUCAACAUGAUUAGAGCAGCCAUAGAUCAUAUAUGUUUAGAUGGUGCUGAUCCUCCAUCUAGAAGGCCACAAUGGUUGCAUGUGCAAAGCAGGACAUAUAAACUGAAAACUGUUAAGUUGGCAAGAUUGUUCUCUUCCCAUGGAUCUGUGGACAUCAAGAUGUUAGGAGAAAGGAAGGCCUUGGUAGCAGUAGCAAAUUACAGAGUAGCCAAAGAUAUUCUGAAAUCAUUCCACAACCAUGAACAGAUUAAGGUAGCCAAAUACAACAUAUGGAGGCAUUCUCCUGUGGUCAGAGGAGUUAUGUGGACUGGCCUAGCACUGUCAGGUGGAAUUUGUCUAUGGGCUUUAUUCUCCAGUCAAAAGAAAGAUUAAUUGUAUCAGUUAGUGAGGUUACUUUUAAACAUGCAGAUCAGUUCACAGAAAUGCAGUUUGACUGGUCAGAGCAACAUUAUUUUAAUAUAAGGACCUACUGGAUUUAUUUGGUGAUUGGCUAUUGUAUAAAUUAAAAGAUGUCAGGAGUUUUAUAUUCUCCUCCUUUCUUUUUAUUAUACAGUGAAUUGAUACCCAGGUUCAGUUCAACAAGAGGGUCAUUGAAUAGAUAGCUGCCAGGAUUACCUCUUCAAUCUUUUCUUACAGUGAGUAGAUAUUAAUGCAUGCCUAACUCAUAUGUGCUGUUAAUUAUUGUAUUGAAAAAGAAAAUAAA